This is a messenger RNA of Erythranthe guttata (spotted monkey flower), 3492 nucleotides long. RefSeq names its product protein RRC1. Gene Ontology annotation, molecular function: RNA binding. Gene Ontology annotation, cellular component: nucleus. The record is from RefSeq and is a predicted model, not a curated record. Lineage: Eukaryota; Viridiplantae; Streptophyta; Magnoliopsida; Lamiales; Phrymaceae. Gene Ontology annotation, biological process: RNA processing.
ACUAAUGCUUUUGAUCAACUAUUUUUCAACUCUUGAUAAUCACGGUGAAAAUAUCAUCACAUCCAGAUUCUGCUGUUUGGUUUUCCUAGUAAUUAUGUUGGCUAAUUAAUUCCAUGUCAUUGGCCUCUUGUUAAUAUUUGCCGUCCAGAUAUCAAUUGCUGCUCAUUCAGUUGAAACGAUCUAAAAGAGACCAAUGUUAAAUUGUUAUAGAGUUCUUUUUAUGAUUAAGGAAGUGUGUUUCAUUAAAGUCCAAAGCCAGCCAUUACUCUAGACAUGAAAAAUAUUUGACUACUUAUUUCCUCUUUUUAAAUUAUUACUAUGGGAUAUAGUCAGGAUACUUGUAUUUACUUGACUGCGCUUUUUCUCUCGCAUCUCUUAGUCUUUUACAUAUGCUUGAUCGGAUGUCAUGAUUCCAUGCAUGUGGGAAAUUUAGUUUUAUUAGUCUUUCUUGUACAGACAAGAAGGUGUUGAUGAUAUCAUCUAUGAAGUCUUGUAUCUUAGUCUUCUAGUUUGCGCUGGUUUCUGUACACUAAAGUUUCUUGCAGAGAAUUAAAAGAGAAUGAACUUUUCUAUUCCCAUAUUCGGCCUAUUAGUUUCCUCAAGAAAAGAUAGUUGAUUGCACACAGAGUUGGAUUGUGGGAAUAAGAAGCUCCAAGGAGCAUGUCAUGAUCUGGUAUCCUUUCGAGGUAUGUACCAUCUUUCAUCCCUCCUUCAAUGGCCACUAAGGUUAAAGAGCAUGAAAAGAAGAAGGAGGAGAAGCCAAAGGAGAAAGAAAAGGCGAAGUCUCGGAAUAUUGAUCAUUUUAUGGAAGAGUUGAAGCAAGAACAGGAAAUGAGGGAGAAGCGGAAUCAAGAGCGUGAAAAGUGGCAGGAUACACGUCACAGUGACAUUUCUACACCAUCUAGCCGAUUUGAUGAGCUGCCGGAUGAAUUUGAUGCAUUGGGAAGGCCUGGAUCAUUUGAUGAUGGAGAUCCCCAAACCACAAAUCUUUAUGUAGGGAACUUAUCGCCUCAGGUGGAUGAGAAUUUUCUUUUGCGGACUUUUGGGAGAUUUGGACCCAUUGCCAGUGUGAAAAUUAUGUGGCCAAGGACAGAUGAGGAAAAGAGACGGCUAAGGAACUGUGGUUUUGUGGCUUUUAUGAAUAGGCUUGAUGCUCAAGCUGCAAAGGAUGAAAUGCAAGGAGUAGUGGUCUAUGAAUAUGAACUGAAGCUUGGGUGGGGCAAAUCUGUCUCUCUUCCGUCACAAGCACUUCCUGCUCCACCUCCUGGACAAAUGGCAAUCAGGAGUAAGGAGGGUGCUACUGUGAUCUUGUCCGGUCCUUCUGGUCCGUCUGGCCCUCCAGUAAACUCAAUUCCAGGCCAUAACUCUGAACUGGUUCUUACUCCGAAUGUACCUGAUAUUAAAGUCGUUCCUCCUGAUGACAAUCAUGUUCGGCAUGUCAUUGAUACAAUGGCCCUCUAUGUACUUGAUGGAGGUUGUGCUUUUGAACAAGCAAUUAUGGAGCGGGGCCGCGGAAAUCCUCUCUUCAGUUUUUUGUUUGAACUUGGCUCGGAAGGGCAUAGUUACUAUGUUUGGAGGCUCUACUCAUUUGCUCAGGGGGAUACACUUCAGAGAUGGCGCACAGAGCCUUUCAUCAUGAUCACUGGCAGUGGAAGAUGGAUACCACCUUCUUUACCGACAGCAAAAGGGCCAGAGCAUGAAAAGGAGGGCGGGGGAACUUAUGCCGCGGGGAAAAGCAAACGUGUGGAGAUGGAGCGGACCUUGACAGAUGCCCAAAGAGAUGAAUUUGAGGAUAUGCUCCGUGCAUUAACAUUAGAAAGAAGCCAAAUAAAAGAAGCUAUGGGUUUUGCCCUGGAUAAUGCUGAUGCUGCUGGAGAGGUAGUUGAAGUCUUAACCGAGUCCUUAACUCUGAAAGAAACACCAAUUCCAACAAAAGUUGCAAGACUCAUGCUUGUCUCAGACAUACUUCACAAUAGCAGUGCUCCUGUGAAGAACGCAUCUGCUUAUCGCACCAAAUUCGAAGCAACUAUACCAGACAUUAUGGAAAGUUUUAACGACCUAUAUCGUAGUGUAACUGGACGAAUGACAGCUGAGGCACUUAAAGAACGUGUUUUGAAAGUUCUUCAAGUAUGGGCCGAUUGGUUUCUUUUUUCGGAUGCAUAUGUUAAUGGUUUGCGUGCCACCUUUAUCCGUUCGGGUAGCUCAGGUGUUACCACUUUCCAUUCUAUAUGUGGGGACGCCCCUGAGCUAGAGAGGAAGCCUGGUUCUGCUGACCAUGGUCAAGGCGAAAAGAUUAACCAUGGUCAAGACGCUGCAUUAGCAAUCGGAAAAGGAGCUGCCAUGAAGGAGCUUUUGACUUUGCCACUUAAUGAGCUCGAAAGACGAUGCAGGCACAAUGGUUUAUCUCUGGUUGGCGGAAGAGAAACCAUGGUGGCACGGUUGCUUUAUCUGGAAGAAGCAGAAAAGCAAAGGGGCUCUGAGAUAGACGAUGAAUUGAAAUCUGGACGUAGCCAAUUGGGUUCUGGCAGAUACCAAAGUGGUCAAAGGGAAUCGAAGUUUGAAGCGGGUCCCGCUGAAACGUCAGGAUGGAACAGUAGUAGGGUGGAUGAAAUGGUUCCAAAAGUAACGGGGGCAGUAUUUUUGCCCCCAUCUGAUCAAAAGGAACUAAUCAAUGCUAGAGAUGGAGGAAGUGAAUCUAUACUGCCAGCCUCUAAGUGGGCCAGAGAAAACGAAGAAAGUGACGAUGAAAACGAGAGAAGUACAAAGGAGUUGGGGCUGACUUAUUCAUCUUCUGGAAGUGAUAUGGCAGGUGAUUCUGAUCCGUACAAAACCGAGGAGCGCGGAAUUACUAAUGAUGCCACUAAUUCAGCGUAUGUUGAUGGUGGAAUGAACGAAGAACAGAGACAAAAAUUGAGGCGGCUCGAGGUUGCUUUAAUGGAAUACCGUGAAUCUCUUGAAGAACGAGGAUUAAAAAAUUCCGACGAAAUAGAGAAGAAAGUCGCCAUUCAUCGGAGUCGAUUACAAGCUGAAUAUGGUUUACUGGAUUCAAAUGCAGAUGCUUCUGGCAGAAAAAAGUCGAGUUUAGAUGGCAGGGGCCCACAUGAGGAUUCACGUGACCGUUUGAAGAAGCGUCACCGAAGCUCGAGCAGAAGCGAAAGCCCUCAAAGGAAACUGUCCACUCGAGAUAGAGAUAGAGAGAGAGGGAAUGACGGAAACCGGGAGAGAGAAAGACGCCGUGAUAGGGAAAACGAUGAUCGGGAGAGAGAAAGAGAUCGAAGGAGGGUAAAAUGAAAUGAAUGACUUGUGUUUCUUUUUUUUUCUUUUUCUUUUUUUUUUAGUAGAAAUUGUAAGGACAAGUAACUAUUCCUUUAAUUGUAAACUUUUUUGAGUUAUGGAACUUAGAAGUUGUUAUUUUGCUUUGUGGAUGUAAUUUGUAAAGUUGAUUUUCUUUGACCAAACUUUGUUAUAUUUCCAAAGUUUUUUCAUCAUAAA